CCUCUUCGUCUCGGCGUUCUCUCACGUUUGUGUUCCCCCAAAUCUCCCCCAUCCACUGACAAAACCCUUGCGGCGUUGCGCUCCCACCAGAACCCUCUCCCCACCUUCUCUGGCGGCGGAGCGGGGGUUCGGCGCGCGAGCGAGCGAGAUGGACCGUCCGGCGGCCGGCGCGUCGUACCAGCGGUUCCCCCGCGUCCGGAUCCGCGAGCUGAGGGACGACUACGCCAAGUUCGAGCUCCGCGACACCGACGCCAGCAUAGCCAACGCCCUCCGCCGCGUCAUGAUCGCCGAGGUCCCCACGGUGGCCAUCGACCUCGUCGAGAUCGAGGUCAACUCCUCCGUCCUCAACGACGAGUUCAUCGCGCACCGCCUGGGGCUCAUCCCCCUCACCUCCGCCGCCGCCAUGCAAAUGCGCUUCUCCCGGGACUGCGACGCCUGCGACGGCGACGGCUCCUGCGAGUACUGCUCCGUCGAGUUCCUACUCUCCGCGCGUGCCACCGACUCCGACCAGACUCUCGAGGUCACAUCCAACGACCUGAGGUCCGCCGACCCCAAGGUCUGCCCCGUCGACCAGGCGCGCGCCUACCAGCAGGCGCUCAGCGCCGACUUCGAGUCCAGCGCCGGGGAGCACAGGGGAAUACUUAUUGUAAAGCUGCGCCGGGGGCAAGAACUGAGGCUUCGUGCCAUUGCUAGGAAAGGAAUCGGCAAGGACCAUGCCAAAUGGUCACCAGCUGCUACUGUGACUUUCAUGUAUGAGCCUGACAUACAUAUCAAUGAAGAACUCAUGGAUACAUUGACGCUUGAUGAGAAAAUAAGUUGGGUCGAAAGCAGCCCUACAAAAGUAUUUAACCUUGAUCCUAUUACCAAACAGGUAACGGUGUGUGAUGCUGAGGCAUACACCUAUGACGAUGAGGUGAUCAAGAAGGCGGAGGCCAUGGGGAAGCCAGGCCUGGUGGAGAUCAACGCGAAGGAGGACAGCUUCAUCUUCACUGUGGAAACAACUGGCGCCAUCACAGCCUACGAGCUGAUCAUGAACGCGAUCACGGUCCUGCGGCAGAAGCUGGAUGCUGUCCGCCUCCAGGACGACGACGGCGACCUUGGCGAGCUCGGCGCCCACCUUGGCGGACCUUAAGCAUCUUCCUCCCCUCCCCAUUGUAGUAGGCUCAUCUAACUGCCCUGCUAGUCGAACAGCCUGAUGCCCCUCUAAAUUGUCCAGACUGUAUUUCCGAAACGUCCAGUACGAUGUUGUGGACUUGUUUGCGCCGUGGCCUUUUUCUUUUACGGAGCUCGUCUCAGCGUCGAUCUGGCAACGAUUGAUCCCGCGCCGUUUGGGAGAGAAAUCUGAUACAUGGCUGAUGUGGAACAAGAACGCGGAGGUGGUACGCGGUA
This is a messenger RNA of Panicum virgatum (switchgrass), 1389 nucleotides long. RefSeq names its product DNA-directed RNA polymerases II, IV and V subunit 3-like. The record is from RefSeq and is a predicted model, not a curated record. Gene Ontology annotation, biological process: DNA-templated transcription. Gene Ontology annotation, molecular function: DNA binding; DNA-directed RNA polymerase activity; protein dimerization activity. NCBI's taxonomy places the organism in Eukaryota, Viridiplantae, Streptophyta, Magnoliopsida, Poales, Poaceae. The coding region runs from base 149 to 1132 and encodes 327 amino acids. Gene Ontology annotation, cellular component: RNA polymerase II, core complex. The transcript is spliced from 3 exons.